Molecule: messenger RNA, 1932 nt
Organism: Capronia epimyces CBS 606.96
Lineage: Eukaryota; Fungi; Ascomycota; Eurotiomycetes; Chaetothyriales; Herpotrichiellaceae
Exons: 2
Coding region: 1-1932 (643 amino acids)
Biological process (GO): protein localization to membrane; vacuolar transport
Cellular component (GO): endosome; fungal-type vacuole membrane
Source: RefSeq, a predicted model, not a curated record
AUGGCUCGAUUGCUCUCUUCGGCACUUCUGUGCUGCCUGUUCUUCAAGAAUGCCACAGCAUUCUAUCUCCCCGGAGUAGCACCAUCCUCCUAUUCAACCGGCGACCGAGUCCCUCUGACUGUCAAUGCGUUGACUCCUUCGAUCUCGCGGCAUGACGAGCAAAUUCAUGCUGUUGUUUCCUACGACUACUAUCACCCUGCAUUCCGAUUCUGUCGACCGGAGAAAGGGCCACAGCGGGUACGGGAGUCAUUGGGCAGUAUCAUCUUUGGUGAUCGGAUCCAGACUUCGCCUUUCGAACUGCACAUGGGACAAAAUGAGACCUGCAAGAUGACCUGCGAAAGCACAGAGUUUGAUGAGAGGGCCGCAAAGUUUGUCAACUCUAGAAUAGAGGAGGCGUACAAUGUGAACUUACUGGUCGAUGGACUACCAGCUGCGGAACUCAGGGAAGAUCCGCUCACUCACGAACAAUUCUCAAGCCCAGGAUUUCCUCUAGGCAAAGUGAAAGAAGACGGUACGAAGAUUCUACACAAUCACUGGGACAUCAUCAUCGACUAUCAUAAGGCGGGUCUCCGAGGUACGAAAUAUCGCGUGGUUGGUGUCCUGGUCCAGCCACAGUCGUAUGCCGGAUCGAAACCUCUGGGUCAGGGCAAGGCUGACUGUGCCGCGAACUCGGGCCCGGUUGUGCUUAAUGAGAGCGGCGGGACUAAGGUCACCUACACAUACAGCGUUUACUGGCGUCCGUCGGACACCGCUUGGGCAACCCGAUGGGACAAAUACCUCCACAUCAUUGACCCCAAGAUUCACUGGUUCUCGCUGAUAAAUUCCACCAUUUUUGUCGUCUUCUUGGUUGGGAUGGUCAGUACAGUAUUGGUGAGGGCUCUCCACAAGGACAUCGCAAGAUACAAUCGAUUGGACAACAUCAAUCUCGAUGAUCUUUCGGGCACAGCAGCCGUGGAAGACGAUAUCCAAGAGGACUCCGGCUGGAAGUUGGUGCACGGCGACGUGUUCCGAAGCCCACGUCACAUACUCAUGUUGAGCGUCCUCCUCGGGAACGGAGCACAGCUUUUCGUCAUGACAGGAGUGACCGUGGCAUUCGCCAUGCUGGGGUUUUUGUCGCCAUCAAAUCGUGGAUGGCUCACUUCAAUCGGUCUUCUCCUGUACACCCUUUUUGGAUGCAUCGGCGGGUACGUCUCCGCCCGAGUCUACAAGAGUUUCGGCGGAGAGAAAUGGAAACUCAACAUUGUGCUGACGCCGCUGUUUGUCCCGGGCGCCGUUUUCGGCACCUUCUUCCUCCUCAACCUGUUUGUCUGGGCAAAAGGUUCAAGCGGAGCGGUUCCCUUCACGACCAUGCUGGCCAUCAUUGCCAUAUGGUUUCUGAUCAGUGUGCCUUUAAGUGUGGUUGGCUCCUGGUAUGGUUUCAAACAACCAGCCAUUGAAUCACCCACCCGUACCAAUCAGAUUCCACGACAGAUACCGCCGGUUGCACGAUCGCUCAAGCCUUUGCCUUCCCUCCUCUUGACCGGCAUCCUCCCGUUUUGUGCCAUCUUUGUGGAGCUGUACUUUAUCAUGACCUCGCUUUGGACGAGUAAGAUCUACUACAUGUUUGGGUUUCUGUUUAUCUGUUAUGCGCUCAUGGUGUUAACGUCGGCAUGCACGACCAUUCUGCUUGUGUACUUCCUCCUUUGUGCUGAAGAUUACCGCUGGCAAUGGAGAGCGUUCUUCGGGGCUGGGAUGACCGGAGGCUAUGUGUUUCUCAAUGCUUUGGGGUUCUGGGCGACUCGGGUCAGUUUUGGGGGCUUGACCGGGGCCGUCCUCUAUGUGGGCUACUCUGCACUCAUCAGCUUCCUGGUAUUUGUUCUUACUGGGACAAUCGGGUUUUUCGCAUCAUACGCGUUCGUGCAUCGGAUCUAUCGAUCCAUCAAGGUCGACUGA